UGCUUCAUACGACAAGACUUAGCAGGCAUUUCUACUAGAUACGUUCGAAGUUAUGUGAGCAAAUUACUCGUGGAUGCAGAACUCAAUAAAGUGAAAGUGAUUCGUGUGGUGCCAGUAUCAGGAGAGGUGGUAGCCGAGUACACAGUAGAGGAGACGACAAUGCGAUUGUCUAUAGUGAUGCCAUCGGAUUGGCCACUUUCUGUACCAUCUAUUCAACUAGAUAAGGCUAUAGUACCGUCUGAAAAGGCAAAGAAAUGGCUUUUGCAGCUUACCGCUUAUUUAUUCCAUCAGAAUGGAUCAACAGUAGACGGAAUAGUGAUGUGGCGCAGGAAUGUCGAUCGAGAUGUGGAAGGUGCUGAGGCGUGUACAAUUUGUAUGAUGACAAUUCAUUCUAGCAAUCACCAGCUUCCUAAAGUGAAAUGUCGAAGUUGCAAAAACAAAUUUCACUCGAAUUGUCUGUACAAAUGGUUUGAGUCAAGCAGUCAAUCCACUUGUCCAUUAUGUCGAGCAAAUUUCAUAUAG
Molecule: messenger RNA, 522 nt
Organism: Angiostrongylus costaricensis
Lineage: Eukaryota; Metazoa; Nematoda; Chromadorea; Rhabditida; Metastrongylidae
Source: the annotation of a GenBank genome assembly